Molecule: messenger RNA, 718 nt
Organism: Babjeviella inositovora NRRL Y-12698
Lineage: Eukaryota; Fungi; Ascomycota; Pichiomycetes; Serinales
Gene: BUD31
Product: U2 snRNP complex subunit
Exons: 1
Coding region: 1-450 (149 amino acids)
Biological process (GO): mRNA splicing, via spliceosome
Cellular component (GO): nucleus; spliceosomal complex
Source: RefSeq, a predicted model, not a curated record
AUGCCAAAGCUAAAGACGUCGCGCACCAAGAAGGCCCCUGAGGGCUUUGAGAGCAUUCAGAGCCUGUUGGAAAAGUUCAACAACAAGCUCAAAGCAGCAGAGACAAAAUCCACAGCCAGUUCUUCGGUUAAGAAGAACGAGAUCUUGUGGGAAAUCUACCAGAUCCACCACCAACGCUCGCGAUACAUAUACGACCUAUACUAUAAGAAGGAAAUCAUCCUGAAGCCGUUGUAUGACUGGCUUUUGAAGAACAAGUAUGGUGAUAUCAAUUUGAUUGCCAAGUGGCGCAAGCAGGGAUACGAGAACUUGUGUUGUCUUCGCUGCAUCCAGACGAAAGAGAACAACCACGGUUCCACGUGCAUCUGCCGUGUCCCGAAGAACGAUCUCCUGGAAGAGAAAAAGAUCCAGUGCAUCACUUGUGGUUGUAGGGGCUGCUCCAGCACGGAUUAAUGCUUAAGAAAUUAUCUACCGGUGGUAGAAAUAGAUGCGUUCUCAGGGGCUAGGUAUAAGUUCUAAGACCAUCCAAAUACUCGAAUUUGUUCAGUGGUCCUAGCAAUAUAGAGCCUUGGGAAAAAACAGGCGUUAGGCCAUUGGUACAUCUGGAUUGGUUGCUAACCCACGAUUAGCAACCAAUCGAGGUUCAAGAGAUACAGACAGAUAUGCGUACAGAUAUAUGUACAUAUUGAAGAUUAAUGUGAAUUGAAAACUAAGGCUGGAC